Molecule: messenger RNA, 4760 nt
Organism: Amblyraja radiata (thorny skate)
Lineage: Eukaryota; Metazoa; Chordata; Chondrichthyes; Rajiformes; Rajidae
Product: CCAAT/enhancer-binding protein gamma
Exons: 3
Coding region: 276-749 (157 amino acids)
Biological process (GO): regulation of transcription by RNA polymerase II; DNA-templated transcription
Molecular function (GO): DNA-binding transcription factor activity, RNA polymerase II-specific; RNA polymerase II cis-regulatory region sequence-specific DNA binding
Source: RefSeq, a predicted model, not a curated record
ACGAUUACAUCAUACUCCAAAUACGGACUGCUAAUUAGUCAACUGGGCUAAUGAGGCGGUGCUUGUGGGCUUUCAAUCCGUCGAUGCAAUGCUGAGGUCAAAAAACAAAAAUAAAGUCCGAGAGAAGCCGAGGCCUAGUGGCAGGUGACUCAGGUUGAGCCAGCAGCACUCCACCCUUUGAGGUUGUGAGGAUCUAUAGAUCGGGGCACGUCGCUCCCAAUCUUGGAAGGAUCGCUGAGAAGAGGAGCCAGUCCAUCAGGGGGUCAUUGAGACAAAUGAGCACGCAGUCUGUCAUUUCCACUUUCCUUCAAGAGAGCGCUGGUCAGAAUGGAGUGAGCGGAGCAUCUCUCCAGAACGCCGGUGCCAGAGGCAUCAGUGCCCACCAAGUGCCACCGGUCAACCCACUCACUCCCACGGGGGGUGACAAGGCCAUGGCGCCCAGCAAACAGAGCAAGAAGAACGGGGGUCACAACAAGGAGAGUGACGAGUACCGGCAGCGGAGAGCCCGCAACAACCUGGCAGUCAGGAAGAGCAGGUUAAAGAGCAAACAGAAGGCACGCGACACGCAGCAGAGAGUGGACGAGCUGAAGGAGGAGAAUGAAAGGCUGGAAGCAAAGAUCAAACUACUCACCAAGGAGCUAGGCACCCUGAAGGAUUUGUUCCUUGAGCAUGCGCAUAGUUUCUCUGAUAACGGGCACCCCUCGUUCACUGAAGAUUCUGGGCAGGAGCCGAGCAAUGGAGGGCAAUGAGCAAUGUCAGAGCCGGAGAAGUGUUACAUUGAGGGGCUUUUACCUUGAACUCUCGAGGGUUUCAUUGCACAUGAUCCUGCUGCUGAUGAGCUUCAAGAAGUCUUGUGUGGAAGCUGCUGAACAGAUUGUACCCAAACUGAGAGCAUGCUCAACACUGACAGAUAGCACCAGCACUCGUCACUCUCGCAGCUGCCCAAUGUCCUUCCCUUCCUCCUCGGUCUGUCUUGAUCUUCUGUUAUCCUAAAGGGAAUGUAUCAGGGCUGUCCAUUCCCAAGAUAGCACCCAUUCAUUUUACCGGCUGGAAAAUUGUGCUGCAGGAGGCCUGACACUGGGUAUUCAGCCCUAUUUCACAAGCUUUGCUCAUGACAGUACAGACGUAUUGUGCACUGUCACCAGUUCACUCAGCCCAAGGACCUCUUGCCUUCGCCCAAGGGUGGGAGGCUCUCAGGGCUGCUGGCAGAGGCAGUCCAACUCAUGUGUUACUGUCAGCUCUGGGUUGUGGUGAAGGGAGGUUUUGGGGGGGGGGGAACGGGGGGGGGACGGACUGUGGGGAUGCUGUCUCUCACUCUGUGUUCCUGUGGGUGUUUGGAGCCUGAGGAAGAAUCUUGCCAAUAUUGUUAUUGCUGUCAGCUCCCAUUGUUUCUGCAUUAUACUUCAAAUUGGUGGUGGGUACUUCACAGGCUGAGAGAAGGGAAUGCCCCAGUGGUCUAUGGGUGGUGGUGGGGCUCAUACAGGGGAUAGAGCUUUCUGGAGAUUGGUGAUCAGCUAGUUCAUGGCUCAGAUCUCUCGGUGUUUGGAUUUUUGUAUUUUAAAUCUAGAAAAUUAACAGCUGUACUAAUUACAAAACCCUUCACCGGCAACAAUUUAAUACUUGGUUGAAGCUGUGCAGAAGCCUCGUGGUUCUCUGUGGACAGCAGUUAGUUAGGUAAACGUCCGUUUGUAGCACCAGCCUCCUGUACCAUCUGCCCGUGUGGCUGCCUCCCAUCUGUUAGUUCCCCUGAAGUGCUGCCAUCCUUCGGUCAAUGCCCCGUGAGCCCUCGUCCCGGGCCAAUCACCCAUCGGGGGCAGGAUGUGGGGUCCAGAUGUACAUUUAUCAACGGCAAAUGGAGCAGUAUAACAGCAGCCAGGCCCUGUGCUGGUGACGGAUUGCCAGCCUUCAGUAUGUGUUGUCACCAGUAGAAAGAAGGCUCUAUUGAUGAAGAACUUUGCUAUGGCCACCCCUGAGGGCGGUGACCUGCACCCACUUGCUCCACUGGGAACCCUGGCACUUUCAAUGACUCACCUAACACUCGGCUGGGCAUGGCAGGUUCCCAUAGUGAGAUGAACAAGUUGUUUAUAGAGUGCUUCCUGCUCCUCGGCCAAUGGUAGCACAAGGCCCCAAACAGCCACUUGCAAAGGGAAGGCAUUCUAUGGUGUAAUGUCCCAUCUUAAUGUUGGCACUGUUUCACAGCAUAUAUAUCAGCCCAGAGGAGAGUUCUGGACGCUAUUGCAUGUGAAGUUCACGAGCCCCGUUUGCUUACCCCCUUUAAGUGAAUGUUUCCAGUUAAAGUGUACAGUCACAGAUACAAUGGUAGAGAGAAAAUGUGUUGGAGUGACUCAGGUCAGGCAGUGUAGGUGGCAGGAAUGGACAGGGGAUGUUUUGGAUUGGGACCUUUCUUCAGACAUAGAAUGUGAGAGAAAGCUAGAAAAGAGUGAUGGGAUAGGACAAUGCCUGGCUAGUGAGAGGUGGAUACAGGGGGGGGGGGGGGGGGGUGAAAGGGGGAUGAUUGGAGGAGUAAGUGACAAUGGCUGAAGGAGAAAAGGAAGCAAAAGCAUGUCAGAUAGGAGAGAAGAGGAGGAGUGAAAUGUAUAGCUGGAGGGAGGGAUAAGGAAGAAAGAGUCAAGGUGGAGAAAGAAUGGAAAUAGGGGACUCUGGAAUGGGAGAUGAGCGAACAGAGGAGCAGAGUGACUUGGGGGCAGGGGUGUGCACUGCAAGAAUUGCCCAUCUAAAUCUGGCUUGUGUGGAAAGCUGCAACACCAGGGAGAAUUAAUGUUGGGCUCUCAGACAGCUGGAGACAUCCAUGUGAAUGCGAAUGAGAUGAUUUCAUCAGCUUGAGUCUGGAGUAUCACAGCCCAGAGGGAGCAGGAUUGGUCUGAAUGUACCCAUUGAUAGCACUGACUCCAGUGUAACCAGUGGAUAAUGUAAAGGGCUCUGGUAUUUUGACCUUUUUGAGGUCAUUAAAGUCAGAAGAUUCCUGGUUCCAGCUGAUUUUGCUGAUUGGGAUGAGUGGUGAGUUUUGCAGGGCACAGAAGCUUUGAUGAUUGUACCUCAUUUCCUUUGCGUCAGGCAUAGAAUGGGAGAGGAUAAUUAAAUCAAGGGCCUUGAGUACCAGAAAUGAUUAUGUCCAGUUUGAUCAUGUAAUCCUGCAGUUAUUUUACCAGAUUCUUCAGAAUCAAUUGUAGUUGGUGUAUUAAUAGCAACAAAGAACUUCAGAAGCUCAAAUGGUCAAAAUACUUUGCUGUGUGGAUUUACAUUGUUCCUCAAGGUUAGAUUUAAUGAAAAAUGGACUGAAUGUCAGUGAAACGAUUAUCUUGUGCUUUUUUUAAUGUCCACUUUUAUAAAUGAACACUUUACCCCAUAAUGUAAAGAGGAAUUUUCUAACGUGCAAGUGAAAUAUUAAAUAACGUUGUAAUGUGAAAUUGUUUUCCCAUUAAUCUGAGCCAGAACAGGUGUUUCUCAGAUGUUAUUGUAUGAAGAGAUUUGUUGAAUCGGUUUCUCCUUUUUCUAAAGUCUCCUGUGUAGGGAUAAGUUGUCAGCUGAGCUAGUCCCUGAAAUGACAAAAGCAGGUUUAAGGAACAGAUUUUUUUGAGACUCUAAGACUUGAGGGAAUACCUGAGAUUUAUGUCCCAACCACAGUUAGAGGCCAAAUAAAUGCCCACUCCCACAAAACAGACCAGACUCAUGGUCCCAGAUACACAAGAGUCACUUUGAAACUGUGGGACCCCAGAUUAAAAAACUUAAUUAAACCUUCACUCUACCAAACUCUUUCGACUUUAACGCAGAGGACACAGCCCAACAAUACUCUUGUUCAAACUCCGUUCACAGAAAUUGAAAGAUGACUUCUCCUGGACACUGGCUUCCUUUCUGUCACUACGGUUUAAAUAUCCACCCAUGACUCUGAUCCACUACAACUCCUGUUGAUCCCAUGUGAUAGCAGUUGUAUGUCUUGCUGCAGGUUCUCUGCCCACACGCCCAACAAGGACAUAGGAUGAAAACUAGGGUGGGGAUUGGGCAGGGGACCACGCGUUUCAGGGUAGAGACAGGCAGGGUCCGGCGUGGUCAAGUUAAGGAGCGCUCUUGUGUCUAUCACCAUUUGCUGAGGGUACAGAGGCAGGUAGAAGUACGUGCAGUGUCAGGCUCUCUCGACUUCCUUUAAAACAAGAUUUCCUCCGAGCCAGAAGGCAGAAAGUAGGCUCUUUGGCCCGACUCAUCCAAGGUGCCCCAUCUAAGCUAGUUCCGUUUGCCCAUGUUGGCCCAUAUUUCUCUAAACGUUUCCUAUUCAUGUACCUGCCACACUAUUUUUAUACGUAUCCAACUACUUCCUCUGGCAGCUCAUUCCAUGUACCCACCACCCUCUUUGCGUAGCCUAUGUGCCAGUCUAACUUGAGAGCUGCUUUCUGACUCUGGACUACUCCAGGUUUCCCUCUCCCUCAGGGCCACUGUUCAUGACAGCACAACACAAAACUAAUCACUGCAUUAAACAAUUGUUACACGGUCAGAAUUUUGUUUCCUGUCUAAAAGUCAGAAUCUUCCUUUAUGCAAAGUGGGUUUUAAACCUUGUGUAAAAAUCUGAAUAUUUUUGUGUAAGUAAAUAAGAAUUACGUUUUAAUGUAUGCUUUUGAAUGGCAAAUACACUACUCAGGAUACCGUACAUGGAAAAUUUAAACCUAUUUUAUAUACUGCUGGUCAAGGUGAGUGAUGCAGUGAUUGGUUGUAAGAAUGGAGAUUAAAUACUAAUUUUCACAAGUGCA